AUUGCUUUUCGCUGUUCGCUCUCGCUGUCAAAAACAAACGAGUCAUCCACAAUCAUGGCUGCUGUGCUUAUAGGCGAAAAUCAAGAACCCGGCUUUUCCUUCGAGAACUGCAGAAGAAAUGCAGUUUUGGCACAGAAGGGCCACCCUCUGCCAAAGGCAACCAAGACUGGAACCACCAUCGUCGGCAUAAUCUACAAGGAUGGAGUCAUUCUUGGUGCCGACACCAGGGCCACUGAGGACACAAUUGUGUCGGACAAGAACUGCGCCAAAAUUCACUAUCUGGCCAAGAACAUGUAUUGCUGCGGUGCUGGAACUGCUGCGGACACUGAGGUGACCACCCAGAUGAUUUCCUCGCAGCUCGAGCUGCACCGGCUGAACACCAACCGUGACAUUGUGCCAGUGGUGACUGCUUGCAAGUUCUUGAAGCAGAUGCUUUUCCGCUACCAAGGCUACAUCGGAGCUGCUCUUGUGCUUGGUGGCGUCGACAACACUGGCCCUCACCUCUACUCGAUCCACCCCCACGGCUCCUCUGACAAGCUGCCCUACACCACCAUGGGAUCUGGCUCACUCGCAGCCAUGGCUGUCUUUGAGGCUGGAUGGAAGGCAGACUUGACUGAGGAGGAAGGCAAGCUCUUGGUGAGGAACGCAAUUGCUGCUGGAAUUUUCAACGACCUGGGCUCAGGCAGCAACAUUGACUUGUGUGUGAUUCGUCGAGGUUCAGUUGACUAUCUGCGGCCUUAUGACCAGGCCAAUCUCAAGGGACAGAAACAACUUUCGUAUCGCUACAAAAAGGGAACCACAGCUGUUCUUGAGGCCAAGACUAUUCCCAUCGUAAUUGAAGAUGUUAUCGUCCAGCACACCAGUGAGACGGUCGAGUCAAUGGACACAUCUGGAUAAAGCAAGGCUUUUGUUUUUUCAAAAAAAUUAAUUUUAAUUUGGUGCAGGUUAAUUUUUUGCACCUGUCAGCUUAAUAAAAGUAUAAAACAUAAUUUCUUUGUAUCUCAAAAUAAAAUCCAUCAGCGUUCAA
Molecule: messenger RNA, 1027 nt
Organism: Neocloeon triangulifer
Lineage: Eukaryota; Metazoa; Arthropoda; Insecta; Ephemeroptera; Baetidae
Gene: Prosbeta2
Product: proteasome subunit beta type-7
Exons: 4
Coding region: 55-897 (280 amino acids)
Cellular component (GO): proteasome core complex
Molecular function (GO): threonine-type endopeptidase activity
Source: RefSeq, a predicted model, not a curated record